GAUAAUUCAUACUUGGACAUGUUUACGCUCCUUCAUCAACAGUACAGUCAUACUCAUGUAGCAACAACGUGCUCCACAGCAAUGUGGCGACAGUUUAAGUCUACACGUCAAAUUUUGAUAUUCAUUACUCUAGUAUUUGCUUUAGUUUUGUGUAAAAAUGAGUGUCCUACUGACGAUGACAUUGUUUAUGUGGAUUUGCAAAGAAUCGUUGGAGAGUGGUACAUGGUUGCUGGAACACCAGUUACCAAAAGUGUAGGAGCAUGUUUGCACUUUGAUGUCAAAGUGAUAAAUGCUACUGACUUCUCAAUGGAUUUUUCAUCAACAAGCUGGAGAAAUGGUCGACGAAUUCAGUGGACAGUUGAAGGUAGACAGAAUGACAAACAAUUAUUAGCUACGUGGCAAUUAAAUGGAUCACCUAAUGUUAUCGGACCAUUUCAACACCAGAUACUAACAAUGAAUUACGAUGAAUACUCAGCAAUGAUAGUCUGUGCUAAUGAUACUAGGUAUAUAAGACAAAAAAGAUUUGCUAUGAUUUGGUCUAGAUCACGAGAGCUAUCAUCGAACAUUCUAGAGAGUCUCAAACAGGAAAUAGCUGAGUAUGUAGGUGCCGAUAACAUAGUGGAUGUAGACAAUACUUGUAAUGAAGUAUUAGACUUCAAUAAAAUAAAUUGAGUCGUGUAAAUAAAUUGUAAAAAAUAAUUAAUGUAUGUAAGUGAGAAUAAAAUUUUAUUGUGAUAAGCUGAG
Molecule: messenger RNA, 744 nt
Organism: Chelonus insularis
Lineage: Eukaryota; Metazoa; Arthropoda; Insecta; Hymenoptera; Braconidae
Exons: 3
Coding region: 19-672 (217 amino acids)
Source: RefSeq, a predicted model, not a curated record